Molecule: messenger RNA, 5457 nt
Organism: Choloepus didactylus (southern two-toed sloth)
Lineage: Eukaryota; Metazoa; Chordata; Mammalia; Pilosa; Megalonychidae
Gene: VCL
Product: vinculin
Exons: 22
Coding region: 127-3531 (1134 amino acids)
Biological process (GO): cell adhesion
Cellular component (GO): actin cytoskeleton
Molecular function (GO): actin filament binding; structural molecule activity
Source: RefSeq, a predicted model, not a curated record
GGUUACGCUGAGGGAAGCCGGGUUUCGGGAGUCGCUGCACUGCUGGGAGUCGGUCUCCGCUCCUUCCCGGCCUCGCCGAUCCCAGUUCUCUGUAGCCUGCGGUCCGCCGCCCCGCUCGCCGCCGCGAUGCCGGUGUUUCAUACGCGCACGAUCGAGAGCAUCCUGGAGCCGGUGGCGCAGCAGAUCUCGCACCUGGUGAUCAUGCACGAGGAGGGCGAGGUGGACGGCAAAGCCAUUCCUGACCUCACCGCUCCCGUGGCCGCCGUGCAGGCGGCCGUCAGCAACCUCGUCCGGGUUGGAAAAGAGACUGUUCAAACCACUGAGGAUCAGAUUUUGAAGAGAGAUAUGCCACCAGCAUUUAUUAAGGUCGAGAAUGCUUGCACCAAGCUUGUCCAGGCAGCCCAGAUGCUCCAGGCAGACCCAUACUCAGUACCAGCUCGAGAUUACCUGAUUGAUGGCUCAAGGGGCAUCCUCUCUGGCACAUCGGACCUGCUCCUCACCUUUGAUGAAGCUGAGGUUCGCAAAAUUAUUAGAGUUUGCAAAGGAAUUUUGGAAUAUCUUACCGUGGCGGAGGUGGUGGAGACUAUGGAAGAUUUGGUCACUUAUACGAAGAAUCUUGGACCAGGUAUGACUAAGAUGGCCAAGAUGAUUGACGAGAGACAGCAGGAGCUGACUCACCAGGAGCACCGAGUGAUGCUGGUGAACUCAAUGAACACCGUGAAAGAGUUGCUUCCAGUUCUCAUUUCAGCUAUGAAGAUUUUUGUAACAACUAAAAACUCAAAAAACCAAGGAAUCGAGGAAGCUCUGAAAAAUCGCAAUUUUACUGUAGAAAAGAUGAGUGCUGAAAUUAAUGAGAUCAUUCGUGUAUUACAACUCACUUCUUGGGAUGAAGAUGCCUGGGCCAGCAAGGACACCGAAGCCAUGAAGAGAGCACUGGCCUCCAUAGACUCCAAACUGAAUCAGGCCAAAGGUUGGCUCCGUGACCCCAGUGCCACCCCAGGGGAUGCUGGUGAGCAGGCCAUCAGGCAGAUCUUAGAUGAAGCUGGAAAAGUUGGCGAACUCUGUGCAGGCAAAGAACGCAGGGAGAUCCUGGGCACCUGUAAAAUGCUAGGGCAGAUGACUGAUCAAGUGGCUGACCUCCGUGCCAGAGGACAAGGAGCCUCCCCGGUGGCCAUGCAGAGAGCUCAGCAGGUGUCCCAGGGUCUGGACGUGCUCACAGCAAGAGUGGAGAACGCAGCCCGCAAGCUGGAGGCCAUGACAAACUCAAAGCAGAGCAUUGCGAAGAAGAUUGACGCUGCCCAGAAUUGGCUUGCGGAUCCACAUGGCGGACCGGAAGGGGAAGAACACAUUCGAGGAGCUUUGGCCGAAGCUCGGAAAAUAGCAGAAUUGUGUGAAGAUCCUAAAGAAAGAGAUGACAUUCUACGUUCCCUUGGGGAAAUAUCUGCUCUGACUUCUAAAUUAGCGGAUCUACGAAGACAGGGGAAAGGGGACUCCCCAGAGGCCCGGGCACUUGCCAAACAGGUGGCCACAGCCCUGCAGAACCUGCAGACCAAGACCAAUAAGGCCGUGGCUAACAGCAGACCCACCAAAGCAGCUGUCCACCUUGAGGGCAAGAUUGAGCAGGCGCAGCGCUGGAUUGAUAAUCCCACAGUGGAUGACCGGGGAGUAGGUCAGGCUGCCAUCCGGGGGCUUGUAGCCGAAGGGCAUCGUCUGGCCAAUGUUAUGAUGGGGCCUUAUCGCCAAGAUCUGCUUGCCAAGUGUGACCGAGUGGACCAGCUAACGGCCCAGCUGGCUGACCUGGCUGCCAGAGGAGAAGGGGAGAGUCCCCAGGCCAGAGCACUGGCGUCUCAGCUCCAAGACUCCUUGAAGGAUCUGAAAGCCCAGAUGCAAGAGGCUAUGACUCAGGAGGUGUCAGAUGUUUUCAGCGAUACCACAACUCCCAUCAAGCUGUUGGCAGUGGCGGCUACUGCCCCGCCUGAUGCACCCAAUAGGGAAGAGGUAUUUGAUGAGAGGGCAGCUAACUUUGAAAACCACUCAGGAAGGCUUGGUGCCACUGCAGAGAAGGCAGCUGCCGUUGGGACUGCUAAUAAGUCAACAGUGGAAGGCAUUCAGGCAUCAGUGAAGACGGCACGAGAACUCACACCCCAGGUCGUCUCGGCUGCACGCAUCUUACUUAGGAACCCUGGAAAUCAAGCUGCUUAUGAGCAUUUUGAGACUAUGAAGAACCAGUGGAUUGAUAAUGUUGAAAAAAUGACAGGGCUGGUGGAUGAAGCCAUCGAUACCAAAUCUCUAUUGGAUGCUUCUGAAGAAGCAAUUAAAAAAGACCUGGACAAGUGUAAAGUAGCAAUGGCCAAUAUUCAGCCUCAGAUGCUGGUUGCUGGGGCAACCAGCAUUGCUCGUCGGGCCAACCGGAUCCUGCUGGUGGCCAAGAGGGAGGUGGAGAACUCAGAGGAUCCCAAGUUCCGAGAGGCUGUGAAAGCUGCCUCUGAUGAACUGAGCAAAACCAUCUCCCCGAUGGUGAUGGAUGCAAAGGCUGUGGCCGGAAACAUUUCUGACCCCGGCCUGCAAAAGAGCUUCCUGGACUCUGGGUAUCGGAUCCUGGGAGCUGUGGCCAAGGUCAGAGAAGCCUUCCAACCGCAAGAGCCUGACUUCCCACCUCCUCCCCCAGACCUUGAACAGCUCCGCCUAACAGAUGAGCUUGCUCCUCCCAAACCACCUCUGCCUGAGGGUGAGGUCCCUCCACCCAGGCCCCCACCACCUGAGGAGAAGGAUGAAGAGUUCCCUGAGCAGAAAGCUGGGGAGGUGAUUAACCAGCCAAUGAUGAUGGCUGCCAGGCAGCUCCACGAUGAAGCUCGCAAAUGGUCCAGCAAGCCGGGUACCCCAGCUGCUCAGGUGGGUAUAGGUGUUGUAGCUGAGGCAGAUGCGGCUGAUGCUGUUGGGUUCCCUGUCCCCCCUGACAUGGAAGACGAUUACGAACCUGAGCUGCUGGUAAUGCCAUCCAAUCAGCCGGUCAACCAGCCCAUUCUGGCCGCGGCUCAGUCAUUGCAUCGGGAAGCUACCAAGUGGUCUAGUAAGGGCAAUGACAUCAUUGCAGCAGCCAAGCGCAUGGCUCUGCUGAUGGCUGAAAUGUCUCGACUGGUAAGAGGGGGCAGUGGCACCAAGCGGGCACUGAUUCAGUGUGCCAAGGACAUCGCCAAAGCCUCAGAUGAGGUGACUCGGUUGGCCAAGGAGGUUGCCAAGCAGUGCACUGAUAAGCGGAUUAGAACCAACCUCUUACAGGUAUGUGAGCGAAUCCCAACUAUCAGCACCCAGCUCAAAAUUCUGUCCACGGUGAAGGCCACCAUGCUGGGCCGAACCAACAUCAGUGACGAGGAGUCUGAGCAGGCUACGGAGAUGCUGGUUCACAACGCCCAGAACCUCAUGCAGUCUGUGAAGGAGACUGUGCGAGAAGCGGAAGCAGCGUCAAUCAAAAUUCGAACAGACGCUGGAUUUACGCUGCGCUGGGUUAGAAAGACUCCCUGGUACCAGUAGGCAUAUGGCCAAACCUCUCUGGCACAGAAACCCGUCUAAGAGAAGGAAAAUGAUCAGAGUCCCAGGAGCCAUCCAGAGUUGUUGGGCAGUUGAAAGCCACAUCCCAGGCUGUCAACCAAAAAGGAACGGGGCCUCUUCAUGUUAGAAAACAUUUAUACUCUUUUGUCAUGGAGGAUACUUUGAAAUGUAUCUCCAUAUAAAGCCUAUAUUUUCAAACACAGCUAUACCUGUGCACACCCUAUCCCAGUAGGCAGACUGGGUUUCUAGCACAUAAGUUUCACAUAAGCUCAGAAUCCAAGAGUGAACACUAGCCAGGCACUCUGCUCUGCCCUUGGCCCUUGGGGGACAGGUUCCCGAGAGGAACCCGUUCUGUCUUCUGUUCCCUGCCCCUAUGCUCCCCUCUAGACUCCCAACUCUCAGGGCCCAGGCAAGUUAGUUAAGAAGGAAAUCACUAUGCCUCCAAAAACUGAAUUGGGCUUCCCGUGUUGCUGCUGACCCUGCCUCCCUGCCCUGGGCUGUGCUACCUGGGUCCUUUUCAGAGGUGAGCUUUGCUGCUACAAGGGAAGGUAGCCUCUGAGUAGUCCCAGUAUAUGGGCCUGGAUGCAUUUUCUGUCCACUGUCAGUUUAUUCCUUCAGGUUUACCACAGUAUGAAACUAAAUUUCAUUCUGUCAAAAGGAAAUCACAGAAUCACACGAUUGUCUUUACCAUGCCCCAGAGCAAUGUCUGUGCUAGGGAAACUUCCUUUUCAGUUUCCUGCCCCCACCUGCCAAGGUAGCCAUCCCAUGAUCACACUGUUUCCUGGUGCUCUCUGCCACUGGAGGGGCAGAGUGCCCGGCGGUGGCCCUGCCCAGCCUCCCAGCAGGACCACUCCCAGGUGCUCCAUGCUUUGUCACUGCCUGCAGAGGUCUGUGCUGAGGCCUUAUCAUUUGUUCUUAGCUCUUACUGUUCUUUCUGAGCUCAAAUGCUGCAAUUAAUUUUUAAGAAAUCAUGUCUUCCAUUCUGACCUUUAGUCUUCCCCUAAACCUUUGCUAAACAAGAUUUUAAAGAUAUGUAGGUUGUUCAUCUGUAAUUUUGGAAGACCCUUUUGAAAUUUAGUCCUAAAAAUUGGUGCUUGUCCCCCAAGAGUGUUUAAUGGAAAGGCAAUCCUGUCUAAAAAGCACUUCCUACCUAAGGGAGAGUGGAAUUUGCAGACUGGAAUUCUGGCACUGCUGGGGAUUUAAAUGAUAAAUCAAUGGGAAAUACUCCUAUAAUUCCUACCCCCACUACAGCCAAGCCCUCUGCUUCCUCUGCACACCCAGUGAUUGUUCAAGAGAGUAAAGGAUAUAAUAUUUAUCACUAUAAUAAGUUUCCUAUUAGGCAAAGUGAGAGAGGGGGGCAAUUUUCUUUUUCUUUUUUUUUUUUUUUUUUGCUGUCUAAUAAGUGUUCCCUGGCAUGUGAAAGGACAUGAUUCUUCCCAAAGCCAGAACCAGAUGAGUAAAGGAGUAAGCAUCAUUGCCUAAAUGUUUUUAUCCCCAACCCUUUAUCUGUAUUAGAUCUCAACACUGAAUGUGUAAAACUUGUCUUAAGUUGGUCCUGUACACUCAGGCUUCCUGUUUCUUUUUUAAUGAAGAUUAUUUUCAAGGUCCUCAGCAUAUUUGUAUAGUUGCUUACCUGAUAUAAAUGCAAUAUUAAUGCCUUUAAAGUAUGAAUCUAUGCCAAAGAUCACCUUUUGUUUUACUAAAGAUUACUUAGAGGAAAUAAGAAAAAUCAUAUUUGCUUUCCAAGUUCUACCAGUGUUUUGAGACACUGGUUCAUACUUAAUGCCAGAUGUGGUUUUUUUGUUUGUUUGUUUUUUUCAAUAUCAGUGCUCAAGACAGUAAAUUUGAAACAAGAAAAAAAAAAAGCCCUAAAUGAUGACUAGAUGUCUUCACUAAAAACAUUUAUAA